AUGUUUGUGACUUCAGCGGUUCCUCAGGCAUUUUCCACGCCAGGCUGGCAGAUUGAGAAGAAGUACUCAACAAGAGUGCUUGUGGGAAACUGGGUGGAAGAAAGCAGGAAGUUCACCAAAGCCACUGACCACACACCCCAGUGCAUUUACAGAAAGGAAUAUGUCCCCUUCCCAGGUCACAGACCAGACAAUAUUUCCAGGUGGUAUGGGAAAAGGAGAGUGGAGGGUCUCCCAUACAAGCAUCUGAUCACUCACCACCAGGAGCCUUCGCAUCGUUAUCUGAUCAGCACCUAUGAUGACCACUACAACCGUCACAACUACAACCCGGGCGUGCCUGCCCUGCGUUCCUGGAAUGGACAAAAGUUGCUGUGGCUGCCAGAGAAGUCCGACUUUCCCCUUGUUGCGCCCCCCACAAACUACGGACUGUUUGAGCAACUGAAGCAAAAGUGGCUCGCGCCCAAGACUGGUCUGAGGGAAAGCAUUUAUACCACAUCCUACCCCAGUCUGCCAGUGUGCGCUAUGUCCAGGAGGGAGCAUGCCAUCCCGGUCCCUCCCCCUCGGCUGCACCCCAUCCCACGCUUCUGA
Microtus oregoni (creeping vole) is the source of this 585-nucleotide messenger RNA. RefSeq lists its product as uncharacterized. NCBI's taxonomy places the organism in Eukaryota, Metazoa, Chordata, Mammalia, Rodentia, Cricetidae. The transcript has 4 exons. The record is from RefSeq and is a predicted model, not a curated record. Bases 1 to 585 code for a protein of 194 amino acids.